Messenger RNA from Trichoplusia ni (cabbage looper), 1280 nucleotides. RefSeq lists its product as uncharacterized. The transcript has 5 exons. NCBI's taxonomy places the organism in Eukaryota, Metazoa, Arthropoda, Insecta, Lepidoptera, Noctuidae. The coding region runs from base 807 to 1280 and encodes 157 amino acids. The record is from RefSeq and is a predicted model, not a curated record.
AUAUCAGCACAAUGUGGACAUCCUUUAACCUUUCGUGUGUUUUAGACGUGGAUCCACGUUCGAAAAAUCUUUACCCUCGUGUGCCUAAGCGUGGAUCCACGUCCAAAACUAACAAACUUUUUAAAUGCGAUUUUGUUCUCUAUUCUUUGGACUUUUGGGUAAAUUUUUUUUUGCAACGAAAACGUACUGAAUGAAUCUGUCACGGGCGGCCAUUAGACUGAAUGGAUUUCGUCAUGGGAAUGGGAUCGACAAGUAAAAACAAGUGCAUUCUGGUGACACGUGCGACCGGUGAAAUUCCUUUUGUGUGAUUCUCACGAAAAUAAACAACUGAAUUCAUCAUGGUUGUGGUCCUGGAUCUUGACCGGUUUUUGCAUAAACGCGACUAUAUUUCUUGCUAUAAAGGAGAGUGUAUGUGGCCAUGGGAGGAAACCCAUUUCUUGCGGGAAAAUAUUUGUCAUAUUUGCCACACGGAAGUUAAUAACUCCAUAAGGCACUUCCGUGUCAUCAUGAGUAGAAAUACAAUUCGUCGGCUUCUACUAUCAAAUUUUUUCUGGUGCAAAUGUGGUUAUAGUGUAUAUGAUCACUAUCCCCCAGACGAAUGUUGCUCAUAAAUUCUUAAUUUUAAUUUGAUUCUUUUUUUAAAUUCAUUGAUCAGAUCAUUCCAAGAAGAAUAUGUUUUUAUUUUCAAAAAUAAAAUUGAUUUCUUAAUCAAAUUAACUCAUUUUCUCUACGUGGACACAAGAAGGUACUAGGCAAGAUCUACGUCGUCCAAUAAACUAUUAAAUGGCAUAAUUGACUAACUGGUAAUGGAGCCAGACCGAAUUAUUGACGACGUCGGGCUUCCCGAAGCCAGCACUUCAAAAAGUGUGGGUACCGGAAGACAUUUUCCCGAUGACGACGAUUAUGAUUGGCAGCCUAAUCAAAGGCCUCAUGACCUUGAUAUGUCUUAUUCCGAGGCCAUUAGGCGAGGAGCUAAGAGUGGAUUCGGCAGUGAGGAAGAGGAGGAACCUAUGUCGCUGGAGGAGCUUCGAGCUAUCCUGGAAGAGACAGCCGAAGAUGUUGAGGAAGAUCCCGAAGAACACGAGAGGCUGUCUGAAUCUUUCAAUUGGUCAAGCGAUUAUAGUACAUUUAGAGGUCAACCGGAAGUUUAUUCCCAGGCAGGCGAGCGAGGUCCCAAUAUUAAGGAAACAGAUCCUCUGAAGCUAUUCACUCAUGUUUGGGAUCACGAUAUAAUGAACAGUAUUGUGGCACAGACAACGAGUAUGCCUGGCAAACGAUAG